AUGGUCCUCAGAAGCUGCCACCGCCGCCGCGGCCGCCGCGAACCGCUCAUCGUGAGGCUGCGCCCCGCACUUGUGUCGUUUAUACUACUCUUCCUGGCCAAGUCAGACGAGGCGCUAGACUGUGAGGGCGUGGAUGGCCACGUGAAAUUCUGCCCCGCUAGCAACACUCUCAAACUGGAUUCAACUGCUCCUUUGACUGGCGAUGUCGUAUGGACUUUCCAGGGAAAGACCGACUCCCUCCCAGGUGCCGCUACAUUCGGUCCUACGACUGGGAAAACAACAACCCUGACAUUGCCCGACCUGAGCGCUGCGGACAGCGGCAUGUACACUGCCACCUACGGCACCAACCCCGUCACCGUCCGUAAAUUCUCAAUCCUUGUUGGAGCCGUCACGUGCACGGCAGCAACACCCUGCAACGUUGUGACGGGGAGCUCCAUCGUGAUGGAUUCUGAUGGUUCAGGCACAGUCACCUGGGUGCAUACGGCGCCAUCUGCCACGGCCACCACCUCCAUCACCGACGGCACCAAGUUCAGUGACAGCAAUCUCAAAGCGAUGGGCCUCUUCAACGUGCAAGCACCAAACGCGGGGACCUACAAGGCCUCGUACGGGGAAGUUUCUAAGGAUUUUCCAGUCGUCGUCAAAGCUCGCGUCACCGCUGUCACGAUCCAGGGCAAAGCUGCUGUGUGUGCAGGCGGCACGGUCAGCUUAGAGUGCAAGGUUGGCGGUGAUGCCGAAGAAGUCACUUGGAAGAAGGACAAUGAUCCCACCACUGCUAACGUCAAUGGCAAGGACUUGACCAUCAGCGCGGCGCAACCGGAGGACGCCGCUAAAUACACUUGCCGCGCCAAAAGCUACCGUGGCGGUCAACCGGCCGAUAGCCCCGACUUUGCUCUCACCGUUAGCGCGGCCGUCGACUGCGAGAAACCACAAAGAGGCAGGAACUCCUCCACCCCCAUCAUCAACAGUGACGAAAAAAAGGGGACCUUUGGGGCCGCCCGGGCCGCGUCCCGCUCCGUCGCUCUGCUGCUGAUGACCAGCCUCCUUCAGCUCUGCUGGAUGCUGUAGACACGGCGGC
This is a messenger RNA of Syngnathus acus (greater pipefish), 1075 nucleotides long. RefSeq names its product basement membrane-specific heparan sulfate proteoglycan core protein-like. The transcript is spliced from 6 exons. The coding region runs from base 1 to 1065 and encodes 354 amino acids. NCBI's taxonomy places the organism in Eukaryota, Metazoa, Chordata, Actinopteri, Syngnathiformes, Syngnathidae. The record is from RefSeq and is a predicted model, not a curated record.